This is a messenger RNA of Hydra vulgaris (swiftwater hydra), 790 nucleotides long. RefSeq names its product threonylcarbamoyl-AMP synthase. The record is from RefSeq and is a predicted model, not a curated record. Gene Ontology annotation, molecular function: double-stranded RNA binding; tRNA binding; nucleotidyltransferase activity. Gene Ontology annotation, cellular component: cytoplasm. Gene Ontology annotation, biological process: regulation of translational fidelity. Lineage: Eukaryota; Metazoa; Cnidaria; Hydrozoa; Anthoathecata; Hydridae.
AAGCAACUCUGAACUUGGGAUUUAAUGAAGUAACCAAACGUAUACACAAUAAUAGUAGUAGCUCACUAUCAACAUUAGUAUAUCUCUGUAAAAAACAACCGGCUUUUUCUCCUAAAAUGGAACGCAUUUACAAACUGAAAGGUGAUAACGAUGAAUAUGUUGUUGAAAAAGCUAUCUGCUCAUUAAAUAAUGAUCAAGUUAUUGCAGUUCCUACAGAUACUAUCUAUGGAGUGGCUGCUCUAGCCCAAUCUAAGACUGGUGUUGAGAAAUUGUAUAACAUCAAAAACAGACAAAAAGAAAAAGCAAUUGCUAUAUGUGUUGGAUCGAUUGAAGAUGUUAAAAGAUGGUGCUUGGUGACCAUUUCUGACAAUGUAUUAGAAGAUCUUUUGCCUGGACCUGUGACAUUAGUAUUUCAACGAUCCUCAUUACUAAACUCUUAUUUAAACCCUACAUCUAAUAGUAUUGGAGUUCGUAUUCCAAAAUGUGCAUUUAUUCAAACACUUGCACAAAAAUGUCAACAACCCAUUGCACUUACUAGCGCUAAUAUUUCUUCUGCAAUGAGUUCUUUGGAUAUAAACGAGUUUGAAGAGCUUUGGCCAAAACUUGAUCUUAUUGUUGAUGGUGGUACACUUGGAAGUUCUGAACAGUCUCGACUUGGUUCAACUGUUGUUGACUUGACAAAAAAAAGAGAGUUUACUAUCAUUCGUGAGGGUUGCGCCUAUAAUGAAGUUGUCAAUAUUUUACAUAAAUAUGGCUUUAAAAAUAGUAAUAAAUAAUAGCAAAUUUAAAA